AUGCUCCAAUUCUUUAAGAAAUCUGGGCAAAGAGAUAAGUCCAGAUCAUUGCAUAGCUCUCCUGCAAAGUCUACAGACUUAGGAAAAUCAGGAAGCAAUGCGUUCAUCAACAGUGCUGGAGCAUACGUUCAAGGAGGGUUACCGUUUACUCUCGAAGAAGACGAGGACGAUGGACCGUGCAAUAGUCGCACGAAAGCGGAGAUAUUGUCCUUUCAUUCACGGCUGUCAAAAUCGCUACCUGAAAUUCUCGCAGACAAAGGAGCUCUCGGUUACUUUAUACAAUUCAUGGAGACACGAGGCUGCUUAGCACUCAUCAAAUUUUGGUUGGAGGUUGAGUGUCUCCGCAGUGCAUGUGAAGUAUCCGUAGGAGUGGACAACAAAUGUCUGCAUGGAAUCAGAAACCAUGUUGGACAGUAUAGCAGUUUAGUGAGCUUAGCCGAUGAUAACGACAACUCGAGUUUCACUAUAGAGUUAGGCAAUACAGAAAACCACGACAAUGAUUUCCUAUCUUGGAAAACGAAUGUAAAUAGCAACAAUGUAAAAUCAAAUUGCAACAACAUGCCAAAGACUAGUCAAUCUAUAAAGAAAUCGAAUAAUACUUUUGAAGAUAAGAGACACCAAGUGUCGACGACUUUGCAAGAUGCGUUACGAAUUUAUAAGAAAUAUAUUACGAAGAAUACCCUGGGGCUGCAGAAUAUUUCUGAUGAAUUGCAAAUGGAGAUGAAAGAAGCUCUGGCUUGUGAAAAUUCAGAACUUGUACUCAAAUGUCUGUCCGAUGCUCAAAAAGUAGCAUACAAGAUGCUUGAAGACGAGCAUAUCAACGAUUUUCUGAGGAGUGAUUUUCAUUGCAAGCAUCAAAUCGAUGUUCUGACCAGUGGCAAUGUACAGUUAACCGAUAUAUUAUACAAUGAAACUGCAUUCUUCUAUUUUAUAGAAUUUAUGGAACUUGAGAACAAACGAGAGUUGUUGGAUUUUUGGAUGUCAGCUGUGAAUUAUAAACAAAAUCUCAUGGAAAAAGGAGAGGCUGGCGAUCCAAUGGAGGCCCAGACGGAUGCUCUCAUCAUUUACGAUAAGUAUUUCAGUCUACAAGCGACAAUGCCGCUAGGAUUCUCUGACAAAAUACGAUUUGAAGUGGAGCAGAAUAUUUGUAGAGAAGGUGGUCAGGGACCGCAGCCCGAUUGUUUUGAUAGACCUUGUAAAAUUGUAUAUAACUUCCUCAAUAAGCAUUACUUGUCUGCCUUCUUAUCAUCUCAGCUGUAUUAUAAAUACCUUUCGGAGCUGAUUAGCACCAUUCAAAGUAGCUCGUGCCCAGGCUUGCACCCCCGGAUAAGAAGAGCAGGCUCUGACUGCAGCAGCGAAGUCAGCACAGUGAGCGUUAACACGCAAAACGCUCAUCAAGUAGCAAGAGAAAGAAAUAAAUCGUCCAGUAACGACUCGACAGUUAACGGGAAUAUGAACAUCGACACCAGACAACUUUAUGAUCCGGAUUCUUUGUGGCGACGACAUAAGUAUAGUUUAAGCGUGGGAUAUGUCGACUGCAUGGGGAGAUUUGUGACGGAAAUAGAGCCAGACCCUCACAGGAAAUAUGAAUCUCGACUAUCCCGCGCUGUUAAGAGGCUUGUUCACAUGGAGCCCGAUAAGGCCAAGGAAGAAUUAGCGUGGAAGAUAGCUGAGAUGAUCGUCCGUGAGAUCACGACUUUGACUUUGGGAGCCUCGGAGCUUUCUUCCUGAUAACGUAACUUCUCACAUACGUGGGUAUGAUUAAUUAAAGAUAUAUAUAUAUAUUUUUUUAUAGUCACUCUCAAACCUAUGAGAUAUUCGAUAUAAGACGUAGCGCGUUUUCAACUAACGACAGCGCCGGGUGAUAAGAUCUUUUCGGGGAUCGAUCAUCCGGCUAGUAAAGUUUCCACCUUAGUUUUAAUUUGCCUUUUAUCAUUUAUGAACCUCGGUUCAUUCAUGCGCGCUGCAAAGAUCAGUUCCUUCGAGAGCAUAAUAUUUGCAAAAUGCAGUUUACUUGUAACGUUAAAUCACGGAUGUUUACCAAAGUGCCAACCAUUGAAAUGAAACACUGUCAAAUCAAAUGUUUAGUUUGCUUGAUGGUGCUCAAGCUUCGGGGCACAAAGCUUAUGGUAAAACCUGAAACUGUUUUGUUCGAUACGUUUGUGUAUUUUCAUUAUUGUCUUGAUAUAUGCAUGCUUAACGAUGCUUAAAGAGGCGGUCGUGCACAAAUUCAUGACAAGGAGCUUUAAACUUUUUAAGGGAACGUAAUUAGAGGAAGAGAAAACUGCUGUGAUUCUGAUGUUUUUUAUAAAGUCUUCCUACUUGAAAAGGGUCACUUUCAUACAUUAACGAUUGCUCCUUGCAACUUGAUCGUAUUUCUAAUCGCUUUUGGUAAAUCGUUUUACUUAAGUGAGAUUAUUUAAAGUAUUUCAAUUCAUUUUUUAAGAGUUUAUAGAGGGGGUUCCUCAUUUCUGGAAUGCUUCAUGCGAUAAAUUAUACUAAUGAAUAUUUCUUUUGUUACCGAAUAACGCGUACAGGCGGAAGUGCCUAGCUUGAUUUUAACGAUAUUAGUUUGCAGUAUAUUAAUAUGUAUGAUUUUCUCUCUAAAAUAUUUGCUCUCUUAAGUUGUCGACUGAUUGCUGAUUGGGUCAAGUCUGAGUAUGGAUUGUAAAUUUUAUGGUGAAUCAAUGAAAAUUUUGUUAAGUUGCGCACAGAAAAUAUUAUAUAGAAGUCCCUUAGAAUUUGGACUUUGAAAUUUUAUAUAUCAAAGUGUUCAAUAACACCCAGGAGUAUAUUUUCAGUGCCAUAAUUAAAAAAAAUAACUUUUUAAAUAGAAUUUAUUGCAGAUGACAUAUUUGAAUUAAAAUAAAAUAUUCAUUUGAUUAUUUAAAGUUCGAUUCUUUUAGACCUAAUAAAUUGUAAUUCUUAUGUUAAUCUUAAAUAAUGAAUGGACUUGAUACUAAGAAAUGCUCAGCUGACCAGUCGUUUCACAGUUUGUUGAAAAAUGCUUAAAUGAUGGUGCUUGUAUCGAUGAUUUUGUUUGAGAGUUUCGCAUCUUCUCACGCUGUUCAUGAGCAAAAUACUCAAAUAUUGAUCUUUUCUUUUUUCUCUUUUUUUGCGUGAGAUCGUCAUCAUCGUCGAAGUUUUCUUCCUCGUAGAUUCUAUGACUUUGAUUUCUGUACGCGCAUUUGUUACUUGCAUACGUUAUUUUGUUAUAUAUGAUCUAGUACUGUAUCCAUAUAACGCGUUUCCAAGUACAUAUAUUCUUGUAUAAUGCACGAUAAUUGAUGAUGUGCAAUCGAGGCCUAUUUAUGUCUCUAAAGGUCAUCUGGUAUGUACAUGUAUCGACUUUUGUACUAAUUUACGUAUAAUAGAGUUGUUGUGCGCUUUUUGGAGAGGUACAUUUCUUUUAUAGUAAUUAUUAUACGUAAUCGGAACGAAUAUUAAAGAUUAAGCUCGAACGUCGUACGGUAAGCACUUUAUAUAAAAUGCGAAGUGUUCACUUCGCAAUCAGCAUGUGAAAAAAAAUUCUAACUCUCAUUUAGGAAAUUUCGGAUAACGAUCUUCCAUUUAAAAAAGCCACGCCAUAUCCAAUUAACAAUUUCUUUGGGUGCAACAACUCCAUUAUUAUAUAGCGGAUAGACAUUGUAUGUACAGGAGGUUACCGGUGAGCGAGUCAUACGCUGUACAAGAGGGAAGGAUAUUUUACAAAGAGUAUUUUUUAAGGAAUAGGUGAACUUCCUUAAGGUGCUAAUUAGACAGCAUAGUCACAAGUAAACGACGGAGGAUAAUGAAACGCAAGUUGUGCGGGGGACAACGAGAAAGAAUUGUGUACAACAAGCGUAUGUAAGAAUGUGCGUUUAACGGUUGGUAUAUAUACUUGUAAAAAAUGCAUAUUAAUUGGAACAAUA
Molecule: messenger RNA, 3911 nt
Organism: Orussus abietinus
Lineage: Eukaryota; Metazoa; Arthropoda; Insecta; Hymenoptera; Orussidae
Gene: pkaap
Product: A-kinase anchor protein 10, mitochondrial
Exons: 10
Coding region: 1-1731 (576 amino acids)
Biological process (GO): intracellular protein localization
Cellular component (GO): plasma membrane
Molecular function (GO): protein kinase A binding
Source: RefSeq, a predicted model, not a curated record